This is a messenger RNA of Parasteatoda tepidariorum (common house spider), 659 nucleotides long. RefSeq lists its product as uncharacterized. The record is from RefSeq and is a predicted model, not a curated record. NCBI's taxonomy places the organism in Eukaryota, Metazoa, Arthropoda, Arachnida, Araneae, Theridiidae.
CAUUACAGAUAAAAAUGAAAAUGAGAUAAUUUUGGCAUAUCACUAGUGUUCCUUUAAAACUUAGAACAGAGACAUUCUAUUUAUUUUGUCAAAUAAAGCUACAAUUUUCUCUUGAUAUUUUCCAAUUACGAAGGAAUAUGGCAGCAAAUAAGACGAAAUCUAUACCUGAGAAAAAUGAAGAAAAUACAUUUAUAGACAGCACGGAUGGCAUUAUUACAAGCAAACAAGAUGAGUCCCUAGUGUUAAUGGCAGCGCCUUCCAGAAAAAGAUUUCUAAGAGAUACUGAGUCUGAAGUUUUGCCACAGGUUUCUACCAAUAGUCAAGUCCAAGGACAAACUGACAGAACCGAUAUGGCAACCAAGGAAGAAGAAAUGAAUAAAGAUCUUGAAAAGAGGACAGAAAAAGUAUCAGGUGAUAGCGAUGGUGUUAUUAAAGCCGAACAACUUCAACCCAGACUUCUAAAAGCUGCCCCAUCGAGAAAGAGGUUUGGAAUGCCGGAACAGAAACCGAAAUCUGAAUUGCCACAAGCAGACAACGAUCAGAAAAAAUCAGCUCACGAGAGACCUUAGAUAUGUCAAGGAAAAAUUCAACACACCUCAAGCUUUGACAAAAAUAUUCUUUAAACAACUUAAUGCUUUUUAAAAUUUAUUUUAUCAUUA